Molecule: messenger RNA, 4483 nt
Organism: Amphiprion ocellaris (clown anemonefish)
Lineage: Eukaryota; Metazoa; Chordata; Actinopteri; Pomacentridae
Gene: aldh5a1
Product: aldehyde dehydrogenase 5 family, member A1 (succinate-semialdehyde dehydrogenase)
Exons: 10
Coding region: 205-1746 (513 amino acids)
Biological process (GO): GABA catabolic process
Molecular function (GO): succinate-semialdehyde dehydrogenase (NAD+) activity
Source: RefSeq, a predicted model, not a curated record
UUUGAACGCACCACGAGAGCUGCGGAGCGGAAUGAACGCGAGGCCCUGAAGUGCUCUCCGUUUGUGUUUGUGCACAGUCAAGUCGUUAACGAAGACCGGUUGGAACCGACGGAGAGCUGCACGAGCUUCAGCUGCAAGGACACACACAGACAGACAGACAGACAGUGAGCUGCACACACACCCAGCUGCACACAUCUGCCCGGUAUGUCCGCUGUCUGUGCGCUGAGGUCCCGCUGCUUCCCCCGGCAGGUGCUGCUCGGCCUGUCCGCAGCCAUGAGCCGCAGCUACAGCCUGGACGUCUCCGCUCCGCUGCUCCGAACGCAGGGCUACGUGGACGGCCGCUGGGUCUCCGCAGCCUCCGUGUUCCCCGUGCUGGACCCGGCCACCGGGCAGGAGAUCGCCCGGGUGGCGGACUGUGGCCCCGCCGAGGCCAAGCAGGCGGUGGACGCUGCGUACAAAGCGUUUCACUCCUGGAAGCAGUACACCGCCAAGGAGAGGAGCGUCCUGCUCAGGAAGUGGUUUGACCUGCUGACGCUGCACAAAGACGACCUCGCCAAGUUGAUCACCUUCGAAUGUGGUAAGCCGUUGCGUGAGUCUCUGGGUGAGGUUACGUACUCGGCCUCCUUCCUUGACUGGUUCUCUGAGGAGGCUCGCAGAGUUUACGGUGACAUCGUUCCGUCUCCGGCCAAAGACAGGAAAAUCCUCCUGCUCAAGCAGCCGGUGGGCGUGGCCUCCAUCAUCACGCCGUGGAACUUCCCCAGCGCCAUGAUCACCAGGAAGGUUGGAGCUGCUCUGGCCGCCGGCUGCACGGUGGUGGUGAAACCAGCCGAGGACACUCCGCUGUCGGCUCUGGCUCUGGCAGAGCUGGCGGAGCAGGCGGGGAUCCCAGCCGGGGUGUUUAACGUGGUUCCCUGCUCCAGAGAGACGACUCCAGCAGUGGGGCAGGUCCUCUGCACCGACCCCCUGGUGGCCAAAAUCUCCUUCACCGGAUCCACGGCCACCGGAAAGGUGUUGCUGAAAAUGGCCGCCGACACGGUGAAGAAGGCGUCCAUGGAGCUGGGAGGCCACGCCCCCUUCAUUGUGUUCGACAGCGCUGACAUCGACAAGGCAGUGGGCGGAGCCAUGGCAUCCAAGUUCAGGAACUCUGGACAGACGUGUGUUUGUUCCAACCGCUUCCUGGUGCAGAGUGGAAUCUACGAGCGCUUCGUGGAAAAGUUGGGCCGAGCGAUGGACGUCGAGCUGCGUCUGGGUCAUGGCUCGGAGCCUGAAACCACCCAAGGGCCGCUGAUCAACACCAGAGCUGCAGAGAAGGUGGUCCAUCAGAUAUCGGACGCUGUGUCCCUCGGGGCGAAGGUUCUGAGGGGCGGGAAGCGUCUGCAUGGCUCCUUUAUGGAACCGACUCUGCUGGCCGACGUCACCGCAGACAUGCUGUGUACGAAGGAGGAAACGUUCGGACCGCUGCUGCCCGUCAUCAGGUUUAACACAGAAGAAGAAGCUCUGGCUAUCGCAAAUGCAUCCAACGUUGGAUUAGCAGGUUACUUCUACUCACAGGAUGUGAGUCAGAUCUGGCGUGUGGCGGAGGCGUUGGAGGUGGGGAUAGUCGGCGUAAACGAGGGACUUCUGUCCACACCGGAGGCCACCUUCGGAGGCGUCAAACAGUCCGGUUUGGGCCGCGAGGGCUCCAAGUACGGCAUCGACGAGUAUCUGGAGGUCAAGUACAUGUGCUUUGGAGGCCUGAAGCCCUGAGCGAGGACGAAGCGACGCCUCGGGGCCGCCGGUACGACAACACGGUGACAUUAAUACAUCUCAGGUUCUAGUUAAACUCCCCUCAUAACAGAAUAUAAAAUAAAAAAAUUAAAACUGACAUGAUUUCAGGAAUCUGCCCAAAUUACUUAAACCUGAAAUGAGAUAUUAAACAAGGUCCUCAUCAUUUAUUUUUUGUUGCUUUUUAAAAAUGAACAUUUAAUAUGUAAGAAAAUAUUUCAGGCAAUAAUUGAUUACAGUGUUUAUGUAAUUUCUUUGGAAAAUAGUAUUAUAUUAACAUGUUCUGAUUGGCUCCAUGGUUCAUGUUAAAAUUCAGAUUUUAACAUUUUAUGCUGUUCUUUAAAAGUAUUAUUGAUGUAAUUAUUAUUCCUAUUUUUAGACCGUUUCAUUGUGAACCAGCAGGAGGCGCUGUAGCCUCCUACAAUGAAGCUUCAGUUAAUUCUUUAACAUUUGUCUCAUUUCAAAAUUAGAAUAUCAAAACAAUAUUCACUCAUAUUUCUGUUGCACAUUUAGUACUUUCAAGUAGAAAAAUAAUAUUAAAAUUACAAAUGUACCUAAUGAGGUAAAUAUUUAGUUCAAAACCCUCCAAUUACAUGCAGAAAAAACUAUUUAUUUUAAGUGAGUUCAGCCUAAAUGAUGAACAGCUGUGUUACAAAAUAUCUGGUUGUUGUAAGUUCACAGACAGUUUUUUUUACUUUUAAAUUAGAAAACUGGUGAAUUUGUCUUAGAUGAACUUCUACGUUCAGAAUCGCUGAGCUAUGAUUGGACAGAGACUAUUUGGGUAGGGGCUUAGCAAAACAAUCAGAACAUAAUGAACAACCUGCAGCCAAUCAGAAUCCAGUAUUCCAUUACUAUAAUGAAAACUGUCACUAAAACAUGAAUUUAUGCUUUUUCUUCACAAAGGUGCAAGUCAGUAAAAAAAACAUUAGUGUGAAAUUUGUGGCAGCUUCUGUUUUAACUUCUGACCAGUGACAAAGAAGCAGAGAAACAGUGAACAGGACAUGUUAAUAUAUUUUUAAAAAAGGAAAAUACCAGUUAAUUUGAAAGUUCCCUUUCUUAUUUGUUUGAUAUAUGACCAAGCUUUUCCUGCACAAAACUCUCUCAUGAAUGAAUAUGAAGCCUAGCAGUGACAAAGGUACUUAAAUAUUCUGAUAUAAUUGAACCCACAGGGACACUUGUUUUAAAAUGGGUCUUAAAAUAACAAUAUUAAUCAAUUUUUAUUCUGAAACACAUAAAACGUGCUCAUAAAUAUAUAAAAAUGAAGGAGAAACAGGGUUGAACAUGUCUGCAUGCACCUAAUGUUGUAGAGGAAGAAAAAAAACUACCAUAAUUGUGUGUUAAUUAUUGCAACAUAAUUCUAUAAAUCUUGUUGCUGUGUUGAUAAAUGUUGAUCUGAAUGCUGGUUAAAGCACAUGAGACUGUUUUCUAAGCGUCUAUCAGAAAGCAGUUCAAUCAUAAGUGCCAAAUGACUGAUUUUUAUUACUUACAGUGACAAACAACAAUACUGUCUUUAUUAAACAGUAAUUAGUACUAAUUAUACUGUUGGCAGUUCUGUGGAUGCUGGCUAUAGAUGAUUUGACUGUUGUUGAGGUGAGAUGCCUACAAGUGUAGAGAUUAAAUUAAAUGUAAGUAUUUUCAUUGCUUCAUUUUGUCAACAGAAGCCGCUUUCCAAUGAGAAACUGAAGCUGCUACAUCACUCUGUUCAUAGCCACCAGCAUCCACUGACAAAAACAGUACUUAACCUCGCAGAACUCUGCAGUAGUUGGAAUGCCGCUGCCUCGAUUGAUCAGUUCCUUUGUGUUUUAACAUGCAAGUUUGGAUCCAAAACAGCUGCUCAUAGGGAAUCUUUGGAUUUUUGGGUGUUUUCAGUGUAUAAUUUUUAAAUGAUUCAGUUCAUUUGGUGUAGGAUUUAAUAUUUUAGAGUUUUAACAUUAAUAUUUAAACCUGUUAGGUAAAUUUAGGCCCAAUGUGUGUUUUAAAUGUGCUUUAUAAACAACAAUGACUUGACUAAAGUCAGCAAUAGCAGAAACAAACUGACCGAUCAAGGCAGCAUUAAGCAACGACCUCAGCAACUUAACAUUUCUGUUUUUGUGAAUUGAGUGUGGUGGCUUUGAGGAAAGAGAUAACAGCUUCAGUUGUCAGACAAUAAAGUAAAGCAGUGGAAUUGCUCUAAACAUAGAAUACUGUUAAACUGAACGAUUUUUGUUGUAAAUGUGGAUAAAAUGUAUUUGGCUGCUUAGCGUCUUCUAACUUGGGAUCAUCACCUACUGCAGGUAACCCCGACUAUAGAUAAAGAAAAACUAAAAAUAAUUGAUGUGAAAAUGUCAUAGCAACAAGUCUGUAGCCUCAAAACUUACUUUAAGUCAUCCUGCACUUUCGUGGUUUUAAGUGAAGCACAAAGAAAUCCAAAAUUGGUUAAAGCACUUAGAGCUCAACCGCAGAAGUCAUGCUAAAUGAAAAUGUAUUUAUCGUAACAUGUGCUCAUGUCAAACCAACAAUCAAAUCAAGCCAUUUGGUAACUAAUUCCACUAUAAACUGAUUUGCUAAUAAUAGCAGUAAUGAUGUCUAUCAGUAUGUUCUUCAGUCCUGACAGUUUGUUUAGCAGAUUGUGUCUCUAAUAUAAUUUAAUUGUAAUAUACCGUUGUAGUCAAUGUAUAAAUAGAUUUUUUUGUACUUCUGACUGUAGAUUUUAAUGGAAAAAUAAAGAUUUUUAAUAUUA